AUCUCACCGACUCACUCAGCAUCUAGUAAAAGCACCACCAAAUUAUUAAACCAUCCUUUGACUUUUGUACGCAAAAGCUAUGGCUAGCCCUAAGGUGGUUUGUGUUUUCUUAAUGUGCAUAGUGCUGGCCGCACCCUUGAUCACUGGAGCAGCACUCACAUGUGGCCAGAUUAAAGUCGGUCUUGCGCCUUGCCUGGCCUACCUCCAGAAUGGUGGCUCCCCCACUCCAGGCUGCUGCAGGGGCAUCAAAGGCCUGGUCAGCUCAGCCACCACAGCUGAUCGACAGAAUGCUUGCAACUGCUUGAAAACAGUUGCUGCCCAAAUCAAAACUAUUAAACAAGCCAACGCGGCUAAACUCCCUUCCUUAUGUGGCGCCAACAUUCCCUACAAGAUCAGCACCUCUACUAACUGCGCCAGUGUGAAGUGAAGAUCAGGUCGAUCUGGAUGAGCAUCUAGCUAGAUAAUAGAAUAUGAUAGUAGUAGGUAGCUAGUCUACCUUAAGAAUAAGGGAUGAGUAUUGAGUUGUUUUGAGCUCUUUCACCUUUAUUGCAUGUCACCGAUAUCAGUUAGUUGUCGUUGUAUGUGAUAAUGACUCUGACCAUCUUUAACAAGGCAUCUAUAUAUUCUACUUAAAUAUUU
Molecule: messenger RNA, 639 nt
Organism: Malus domestica (apple)
Lineage: Eukaryota; Viridiplantae; Streptophyta; Magnoliopsida; Rosales; Rosaceae
Product: non-specific lipid-transfer protein-like
Biological process (GO): lipid transport
Cellular component (GO): membrane
Molecular function (GO): lipid binding
Source: RefSeq, a predicted model, not a curated record